AUGAGUUCUGACGUGGAAAUGGAAGUUUUUGGAGUGGCUGCUCAAUAUCUCCGCAAAACGGAGAGAGAGCGGAUUGAAGCACAGAAUAAACAAUUUGAUGCAAAGACAGCCUGUUAUGUCUUUGACCCAGUAGACUUAUUUGUGCCAGGUUCAAUCAAGAGUAAGCAAGGUGGCAAAGUCACAGUGGAAACUAUAGCUAAAAAGACAGUGACUGUUAAAGAAGACCAAGUCUUCCCAAUGAACCCUCCAAAAUUCGAUAAAAUUGAAGACAUGGCCAUGUUGACUCACUUGAAUGAAGCAUCCGUCCUGUUUAACCUCAAAGAACGUUAUUCAGCCUGGAUGAUCUAUACCUACUCUGGGUUGUUCUGUGUCACUGUGAACCCUUACAAGUGGCUGCCAGUGUACAAUCCUGAAGUUGUGGUUGCUUACAGAGGCAAGAAGCGUCAAGAGGCUCCUCCACACAUCUUCUCCAUCUCUGACAAUGCCUAUCAGUUCAUGUUAACUGAUCGUGAGAACCAGUCCAUUCUGAUUACUGGAGAAUCUGGUGCAGGGAAGACUGUGAACACAAAACGUGUCAUCCAGUAUUUUGCAUCUAUUGCAGCCAGUAGUGAUGCCAGCAAGAAAAAGGAGUCUAAGAUGCAGGGAACACUGGAGGAUCAAAUCAUCCAGGCCAAUCCGCUGCUUGAAGCCUUUGGUAAUGCCAAGACAAUGAGAAAUGACAAUUCAUCUCGCUUCGGUAAAUUCAUCAGAAUCCAUUUUGGAGCAACAGGGAAAUUGGCUUCUGCUGAUAUUGAGACCUAUCUGCUGGAAAAAUCACGUGUCACCUUCCAAUUGAAAGCUGAAAGAAGCUACCAUAUCUUCUACCAGAUUAUGUCCAAUAAGAGGCCAGAACUAAUUGAAAUGAUGCUCAUUACCACCAACCCCUAUGACUUUCCAUUUGUUAGUCAGGGAGAGAUCACUGUAUCUAGCAUCAACGACCAAGAAGAAUUGAUGGCUACCGAUGAAGCCAUUGAUAUCCUGGGCUUUACUUCCGAUGACAAAGCAAAUAUCUACAAACUUACAGGUGCAGUAAUGCACUUUGGUAACCUUAAGUUCAAGCAGAAGCAACGAGAGGAACAAGCUGAGCCUGAUGGCACUGAAGUUGCUGACAAGGCUGCUUACUUAAUGGGCUUGAAUUCUGCGGAAUUGCUAAAAUCUUUGUGCUUCCCAAGAGUAAAGGUCGGCAAUGAGUACGUAACCAAAGGGCAAACCGUACAACAGGUGCAUUAUUCAGUGAGUGCACUGGCAAAAGCUGUGUAUGAGAAGAUGUUUUUAUGGAUGGUUUCACGAAUCAAUCAGCAAUUGGAAACAAGACAACCCAGACAAUACUUCAUUGGUGUGCUGGAUAUCGCGGGCUUUGAAAUCUUUGAUUACAACAGUUUAGAACAGCUAUGCAUUAACUUUACCAAUGAGAAACUGCAGCAAUUCUUCAACCACCACAUGUUUGUUCUGGAACAAGAAGAGUACAAGAAGGAAGGAAUUGAAUGGGAUUUCAUUGACUUUGGUAUGGACUUGGCUGCUUGCAUUGAACUCAUUGAGAAGCCUAUGGGUAUCUUCUCAAUCCUGGAAGAAGAGUGCAUGUUCCCCAAGGCCUCAGACACUACUUUUAAGAAUAAACUAUAUGACCAGCAUCUUGGAAAAUCGAGCAACUUCCAGAAGCCCAAGCCCACCAAAGGAAAGGCUGAAGCUCACUUCUCUUUGGUCCACUAUGCUGGCACUGUAGAUUAUAAUAUCAAUGGCUGGUUGGAAAAGAACAAAGACCCUCUGAAUGAAACUGUUGUUGGCCUAUAUCAGAAAUCUGCGAUGAAGCUUCUGUCAACGCUCUUUGCUGCCUUUUCUGGUGAUGAUGCUGCUGCUCCUAAGAAGGGUGGGAAGAAGAAGGGCUCAUCUUUCCAAACUGUUUCUGCACUCUUUAGGGAAAAUUUGAAUAAACUGAUGACCAAUUUAAGAAGUACACAUCCACACUUUGUACGCUGUAUAAUCCCCAAUGAAACAAAGAGCCCAGGUGUAAUCGACAAUCACCUGGUCAUCCAUCAGUUGAGAUGCAAUGGUGUGUUGGAAGGUAUCAGAAUCUGCAGAAAAGGAUUUCCAAGCAGAAUCCUUUAUGCUGACUUUAAGCAAAGAUACAAGCUCUUAAAUGCAAGUGCCAUACCUGAAGGGCAAUUUAUUGACAGCAAGAAGGCUUCUGAGAAACUGCUGAGCUCCAUCAAUGUGGAUCACACCCAGUACCGAUUUGGCCACACUAAGGUAUUUUUCAAGGCUGGUCUCCUGGGUACUCUUGAAGAAAUGAGGGAUGACAAAUUAGCCCAAAUCAUCACCCGCACACAAGCCAUUUGUCGUGGAUUCCUAAUGAGAGUAGAAUUUAAGAAGAUGAUGGAGAGAAGGGAUGCCAUUUUCACUAUACAAUACAACAUCCGCUCAUUUAUGAAUGUCAAACACUGGCCAUGGAUGAAACUGUAUUUCAAGAUCAAACCUCUUUUGAGGAGUGCAGAAACUGAAAAGGAAAUGGCAAAUAUGAAAGCAGAGUUUGAGAAGACCAAAGAAGCACUAGCUAAAUCUGAAGCAAGAAGAAAGGAAUUGGAAGAAAAAAUGGUUACCCUGCUUCAGGAGAAGAAUGACUUAAUGCUUCAAGUUCAGGCAGAAGCAGAUGGCCUGGCAGAUGCAGAAGAAAGAUGUGACCAGCUCAUCAGAAGCAAAAUUAAUUUAGAAGCAAAGGUCAAGGAACUCAAUGAAAGAUUAGAGGAUGAAGAGGAAUGUAAUGCAGAACUGACAUCCAAGAAGAAAAAACUUGAAGAUGAAUGCUCAGAGUUAAAGAAGGAUAUCGAUGACCUAGAGCUCACACUAGCCAAAGUUGAAAAGGAAAAGCAUGCCACAGAAAACAAGGUUAAGAAUCUUACAGAAGAAAUGGCCUCCCUUGAUGAAAGCAUUGUCAAAUUAACAAAGGAAAAGAAAGCCCUCCAAGAGGCCCAUCAACAGACCUUAGAUGAUCUCCAGGCUGAAGAGGACAAAGUCAACACUUUAACCAAAGCCAAAGCUAAGUUGGAACAACAAGUGGAUGAUCUUGAAGGUUCUCUAGAACAAGAGAAGAAGCUUCGCAUGGACCUUGAAAGAAUCAAGAGGAAGCUUGAGGGUGAUUUGAAGCUGAUGCAGGAAUCAUUAAUGGAUUUAGAAAAUGACAAGCAGCAAUUGGAAGAGAAAAUGAAGAAGAAGGAUUUUGAAAUAAGCCAAUAUCAGAGUAAGAUUGAAGAUGAGCAGAUUCUUGGAGUCCAACUGCAGAAGAAAAUCAAGGAACUUCAAGCCCGCAUUGAAGAACUCGAAGAGGAAAUUGAAGCUGAGCGUACAGCUCGUGCUAAGGCAGAGAAGCAAAGGUCUGACUAUGCCCGGGAACUGGAGGAAAUAAGUGAACGACUAGAAGAAGCUGGUGGUGCAACUGCUGUCCAGAUUGAAAUGAAUAAGAAACGUGAAGCGGAAUUUCAGAAGAUGCGUCGUGAUCUGGAAGAAGCUACCCUACAGCAUGAAGCCACGGCUGCUGCUCUUCGUAAGAAACAGGCUGAUAGUGUCGCAGAACUUGGGGAACAAAUUGACAACCUGCAACGUGUAAAACAGAAACUUGAGAAGGAAAAGAGUGAGCUGAAGAUGGAAAUUGAUGAUCUUGCUAGUAAUAUGGAAACGGUUGCAAAAUCAAAGAGUAAUCUUGAAAAGAGCUGCCGGACCUUUGAGGACCAAUUGAAUGAAAUAAAGACAAAAUAUGAAGAACAAGCACGUCUUAUGAAUGACGUGUCAGCACAACGGGCUCGAUUACAGACAGAAAAUGGAGAACUAAGUCGCCAUGUUGAGGAAAAGGAUUCCCUAAUUUCACAAUUUACUAGAGGGAAACAAGCAUUCACACAACAAAUUGAAGAGCUAAAGAGGCAAUUGGAAGAAGAAACUAAGGCUAAGAGCGCCUUGGCACAUGCUCUCCAAUCGUCCCGCCAUGACUGUGAUUUGCUCCGUGAGCAAUAUGAAGAGGAACAGGAGGCAAAGGCUGAGCUCCAACGUGGCAUGUCCAAGGCCAACAGCGAAGUCGCUCAGUGGAGAACAAAAUACGAAACGGAUGCGAUCCAGCGCACGGAGGAACUGGAAGACGCCAAGAAGAAACUUGCACAGCGACUCCAAGAUGCUGAGGAUCAUAUUGAAGCAGUGAAUUCCAAAUGUGCUUCACUGGAAAAGACAAAACUGCGGUUGCAAGGUGAAGUGGAAGAUCUAAUGAUCGACGUAGAGAGGGCUAAUGCUGCUGCAGCUGCUCUUGAUAAGAAACAGAGAAACUUUGAUAAGAUUUUGGCAGAGUGGAAGCAGAAAUAUGAGGAAAGCCAAACUGACUUGGAGGCAACUCAGAAGGAAUCCCGUUCUCUAAGCACUGAGCUGUUCAAGAUGAAAAAUGUUUAUGAGGAGGCUUUAGAGAAUCUGGAAACUCUUAAACGAGAGAACAAGAAUCUACAGCAGGAGAUCGCAGACCUAACUGAACAGAUUGGUGUGAAUGGAAAGACUAUCCAUGAGCUGGAAAAGGCCAAAAAAAUAGCUGAGCAGGAAAAAGCUGACCUUCAAGCAGCAUUAGAAGAGGCUGAGGCAUCGCUAGAACAUGAAGAAAGCAAGAUCCUGCGUAUUCAGCUCGAAUUAACCCAGGUGAAAUCAGAAGUGGAUCGGCGGAUCGCGGAAAAAGAGGAAGAGAUUGAACAAAUAAAGAGGAAUUAUCAACGGACAGUGGACACCAUGCAGACCGCUCUGGAUGCUGAAAUUAGAAGCAGAAAUGACGCCCUGAGGAUCAAGAAAAAGAUGGAGGGAGACUUGAAUGAAAUGGAAAUUCAGUUGAACCAUGCAAACCGUCAAGCUGCAGAUGCUGUAAAACAUUUCCGAAGCUUGCAAGUCCAGUUCAAGGACUGCCAGUUACAGCUUGAUGAGUCCCUCAGAUGCCAAGAUGAUCUCAAAGAACAACUGGCCAUGCUUGAACGGAGGUGCAACCUACAGCUCGCUGAAAUUGAAGAAAUAAGAGCAGCCCUUGAACAAACAGAUAGAGCCCGCAAAGUUGCUGAGCAGGAAUUGGUUGAUGCAAGUGAACGUGUGCAGCUCCUACAUACCCAGAAUACCAGCUUAAUAAACACAAAGAAGAAACUUGAAACUGAUAUUAGCCUGCUUCAAAGCGAAGUUGAAGAUGCUGUUCAAGAAUCAAGAAAUGCAGAUGAGAAGGCAAAGAAAGCCAUUACAGACGCUGCUAUGAUGGCAGAAGAGCUGAAAAAAGAACAGGACACAAGCGCUCAUUUGGAAAGAAUGAAAAAAAAUCUGGAGCAGAGUGUGAAGGAUUUGCAACUCCGUCUGGAUGAAGCUGAGCAGCUGGCCAUGAAAGGUGGAAAGAAACAGCUCCAGAAACUGGAAGCUAGGGUACGUGAGCUUGAGAAUGAACUUGAAGCUGAACAGAAACGGUGUGCAGAGGCAAUUAAAGGUGUUCGCAAAUAUGAAAGGAGGGUCAAGGAGCUCAUGUACCAGACUGAAGAAGACAGAAAGAAUAAUCUGAGACUUCAGGACCUGGUUGACAAGCUGCAAAUGAAAGUUAAAACCUAUAAGAGGCAAUCUGAGGAGUCUGAGGAACAAGCCAAUGUCCAUUUAUCCAAAUUUAGGAAGGUACAACAUGAAUUGGAAGAGGCAGAGGAGCGUGCUGAUAUUGCAGAGUCCCAAGUCAAUAAACUCAGGGCUAAAAGUCGUGAUUUUGCCAGCAAGAAAACGCUAGAAAGUGAAGAGUGAACCUGAUUUGGAAAUUAAACAAAG
Carcharodon carcharias (great white shark) is the source of this 5838-nucleotide messenger RNA. RefSeq names its product myosin-4-like. The transcript has 39 exons. Lineage: Eukaryota; Metazoa; Chordata; Chondrichthyes; Lamniformes; Lamnidae. Bases 1 to 5814 code for a protein of 1937 amino acids. The record is from RefSeq and is a predicted model, not a curated record. Gene Ontology annotation, cellular component: myosin complex. Gene Ontology annotation, molecular function: cytoskeletal motor activity; ATP binding; actin filament binding.